AUGGCUAGUUUGAUUCCUAUUUCCACCUACAACUUGGCUGUUCAGCCAUUCAACCCAGUCCCUGCUAUCGAGGACGACUACCCAGUCACCAUCAGAUUGACCUUGGCUGCCGUGGACCCAGAAGCCCUCGAUGACAAGGAAGAGCCAUCUACCUUGAGAUUGUUAAAGAGAACCUUACCAUUCCUUGACGACGAAGAAGACUCUGACCUUGAAGCCGAAGAAGCUGACGAGUUAGACUCCGAAGAAGAAGAGGAAGAAGUGGAAGAAGCCCCAAAGAAGAAGGGUAAGAAGGCCAAGAAGGCCGAAGAAGAAGAGGUGGACGAAGACGAAGAAGACCUUGACAUCGACGGUUCUGACGACGACGAGGAUGAAGAUGACAUUUCCGAGUUUGUUGUCUGUACUUUGUCUCCAAAGGUCCAAUUCCAACAAACCAUUGACUUGACCAUCAGCCCCGAUGAAGAAGUCUUCUUCGUUGUCACCGGUUCAUACGCCAUCCACUUGACCGGUAACUACGUGGAGCACCCAGCCGACGAAGACUCUGACGAAGACGAAGAGUACGACGAAGACGACUACGACUUGUCCCCAGAUGAGGAUGAAAUCAUCCACGGUGACGGAUACGACUUGGACGACUUGGAAGACGAAUCUGACAUCGAAAACAAGAUCGAAGAGUUGGUCGAAAACGACAAGAAGAGCAAGAAGAGAGCUGCCGAAGAAGACGAGCAAGAACAGCCACCAUCCAAGAAGGACAAGAAGAAGAAGGAAGAAAAGAAGUCCGUCCAGUUCACCAAGGAAUUGGAACAGGGCCCAACUGGCUCCACCUUGGUUGACAAGAAGAAGGAGAAGAAGGAAAAGGCCAAGGCCAAGAAGGAAGAAGCCGAAGCCAAGAAGGAAGAAGCCAAGAAGGACGAAUCCAACAAGGACGAAGCCGGUGCCAAGAAGUACCCAACCAAGACCUUGUUGGGAGGUGUUGUUACCGAAGACAGAAAGGUCGGUAAGGGUCCAGCUGCCAAGUCUGGUAACAGAGUUGGUAUCCGUUACAUUGGUAAGUUGAAGAACGGUAAGGUCUUUGACAAGAACACCUCUGGUAAGCCAUUUGUUUUUGGUUUAGGUAAGGGUGAGUGCAUCAAGGGUUUCGAUCUCGGUGUUGCUGGCAUGGCUGUCGGCGGUGAGAGAAGAGUUGUCAUUCCAGCCAAGAUGGGUUACGGCUCCCAAUCCUUGCCAGGAAUUCCAGCCAACUCCGAGUUGACCUUCGACAUCAAGUUGGUUUCUCUUAAGUAGAUUACUUAUAAUGUAUAUGAUGGACUAGAAAAGUGU
Messenger RNA from Suhomyces tanzawaensis NRRL Y-17324, 1314 nucleotides. RefSeq names its product peptidylprolyl isomerase. The transcript has a single exon. The coding region runs from base 1 to 1278 and encodes 425 amino acids. Gene Ontology annotation, molecular function: peptidyl-prolyl cis-trans isomerase activity; macrolide binding. The record is from RefSeq and is a predicted model, not a curated record. Lineage: Eukaryota; Fungi; Ascomycota; Pichiomycetes; Serinales; Debaryomycetaceae. Gene Ontology annotation, cellular component: nucleolus; chromatin.